ACGAGUCACAGCCACAGACCAUUCAACGCCAACAACCUUUCUUCAGUCAGUGUCUUUCAGUGAGCACAUUAGAAAGUUCGUUUCGUACUGUGAUUUAGCGAAGAUAACGUACCUUUAAGUACCUGACUACACAACUAAUUUAAUUUCUUUGAUUUAUGUCAAAGCGCGAACUAUUUAAUCAAAAUCAAUAAAAACGUCUGUGUCAUACAAAGAUCCACAGUAUAUGAAUUAAAUUGAAUUGAAAAAUCGAUCAUUAAUACAUGGCAAUACAAUACAAUAUGGCGAUGUUGUGAUAAAUUGACAGCUGUGUUUUGUCUUUGUGCGAACAAUUUGUGAUGUUUGUUUCCUACUAGGCCAUAUAGGAAUAAAUUUAACAAUGACCAGACCGUUCGGCAAUAGUGACAAACGGUUUUCAAUCGACGACGCUUUCGAAGAAGAGACUGAUGAAGCGAUUAAAGUUUACGGUGCAACGGGUGAUAGGUCUCCGCUGCAGAAUAAGUUGAAGAAUGGAGGAGACUUCUUGUCAAGUAAAACCUACAAAUGCACAGAAGACACCACAUCAAGAGACUCAGAUUCCCUCAUCCACGAGUAUGUGGAAGCAACACAGUCCAUGUACUGCUGGAACCACCCUAAAGUCCGGGAGAACUGGAAAACAGUCUUCGCUGCUGUCGUGCUCCUGUUAGUGGGAGUAGGCCUCCUCGGAAUGGGUGUCUUCGCUGUUGCUGAACCAGAAAACGGUCUACAGGGUGCGGUGUUCUUCGUAGCUGGCCUCAUAUGCUUCGUACCUGGUGCAUACCACGUCGUAUAUAUCUGGCAAGCCGCGAGAGGUCAAAGAGGGUAUGAUUUCUACCACUUACCGCUCUUCACAUGAUUUGGUGAGUUUAAAUCUUAGUUUUGGAGGUGUAAGUGACAGUAAUACGGACUCGGUGCUGCCGGUGGCUCUCUACGGAUGUACAGUCGCGUGCAUAAUGUGUUAACACUUGAAAAAUGUUCACGAUAUUAUUAUGUUUACAUAUUAUUGCUCGCCUUUUUAAGUUUAAGAUGACAGGUGCACGUGCUCUAUACUUAAUAUUUGUUUUUGAUCAGUAAAUGAGGAAACCGUUUUCUUUAAGAUGAAAAUCUAUAAUUCAUGGAUAUGCUGACAUAUUUAGAAGAAAAUAUUCACAAAAUAGUGUCUACAUCUGUAGCUUUUACUUUUAAAAAUAUACAAACCUAGGACAUGCAAGUUAAGCUCCAAAUAAGAACAAACUAAAUACUUUCUUUUCACAUAUUUUGACGUGUAUCCUAUUUAUAAAUAGAUUUAUUUUAAAUUCACGAAAAACAGAGCUGUUCGCAUUACAUGUUAUUCUCAUUAAUAUAGAUAUGAAAACGUUUAAUUACACGCUUUAACUGCUUUUCGUCGCGAUACCCGACGAAAAGUUUUCAAGACGAUUCCCGACAAUUUAUUAUAUUCGACUCGAGUGCGCCAGAGCGAGGGAUAUUUAUUUAGAAAAUUAUACCUACUUUAAGAAAAUGUAAAUAAGUUGUUGGAUAAAAUCUAAAGGAUAAACAGAAUAUGCAGUUGUUUACAUCAUCAAAUUAUUGUCUCGAAAUAAAUUAGGUAAAAUUUCGAAAAGGUUAAUGUACCUAUUACGACUACUACUAAGUGCCUAGAUGCAUAGGUAUAGUAAAAUUUCUAAACAUAAUUUACUCUUUAAUAUGAAUUUAGUUAAAUUGUAAUUGUAAUACCUCUUUCAACGCAAUUUAAUAAUAAAAUUAAAAAAAAAAUGUAAAGCUAUAAAUAAUUAUUUAUUACUUUUUUUUAUUUGAAUAUAAACAAUUAAUAAUUUUAUCUACUUUAAUGGCCAUCAAUUUGCAUUUAAUAUAUUAAUGUGUUUUCUCUAUAAUACAAUUUUAUUAUCACCAAUUGCCAAAUGUCAAAAUAUGUAUUGGAACAAAUUCUCCAAAGAUCGCCAGUAAUUGCAUUGCAAUAAGUGAUACCUUUACUGGUACAGUCAACAGCAUCUUAACCUACAUUAAUUCACUCAAAAAUUCGCCUCUGUUACCGCAAAAUAAAGUUCCAUGCAGGCUAACUUGAUAUGCGGUUGACUGUACUUACUAUAUAUACUUCUUUGUGUCAUAUGCCUUUUUUGCAACAGUUCAUAUUUGGCAGUUGGCAUGUUGAUAAAAAAAAAGUGAAAAUAAUUCAAAAUUUGUCACAUUUUUUAUGGUUUUGUUAUCAUAUUGCUGUGUUCAUACGCUAGAUUGCAUAUCAUUAUGUAACUAUUUGAAGUGAAAGAUAAGUCCUGCAUUGUUUGAGUGAGAAAUAUUACCUACCUUUAUAAUUACGAUGCUUUAUUUUGUAGCAUUCAUUUAUAUUAAGUACGAUAUUUAAUAAGUGUGUUAAAUUUAAAAGUAAUGUAUGUAGAUGAAUUACCUUCUGUUUAAUUGUAAAAAUAAUACAUCAGAUUCCCGCGGAACAAGAUAUAUAAAAUAGUUAGUAAUAAAGUUUCAAUAAUAAAAUAAAAAAAAUCUAGUCUGUCAGAUCAACAGUACCAAUAUAAGAAAAUGAAAAAAGUAAUUUUAUUUAUUAAAAAAUCCAGAUUCCAUAGAUAAAAAGCAAAAUUAUUAUAUACGGUCGAAAUAAAAAAAAAAACAGGCCAAGGAGUCUGACUCGCGCACGAAGGGUUCCCUGUCAUGAUCAAGUUUACUUAGAUACUUAAAUAUUUAUUUGUGAAAAUUUCAGCUUUCUAGCUAUGAUGACGGCCUGUUGACGGACAGACCCGCUUUUACCUUUUAGGUACGGAAAUUUAAACGUAUAUAUACUAUUCUAGAUGCUACAUAAAAAUGUAGCAGUAAUCUUAAUAUGGCCGUAUAUGUUAAAUUGUAUCCCAAAAUGAAUGGAAUGAAACUUAAAAUAAUUUAAGUUCGAAUCAUAAAGAAAAUGCCUUUAAUAUUGAUUAACCAUUUCCUGUUUAUAUUGAAAUGUCAGAAACAAGUUAAGCCAACUCCAACACCACAUAGGGUUAAUUCAAGGUGAACGAGACUCUAAUAUGAUUCAGUUUGUGAAUGCAGUCUGUGAUUUUAUAUAAUUAUCUUGACUUUAGCUGUGUAAGUUGGAAAAAAAAUUUACUGCGAUUCAAAAAAGUUGUUUAUGCAGAAACAACUUUUUUUAUAUUUGUCCAUAAACCUAAAGCCUGUUGCACAUAUAACUGGCAAAUAAGUAAGUAUGUUACAAGUCUUACAUUUUGGUUGUUCUUUAUUUUUAAAUCUUAAAUAUCCUUCCAAAAAUUAAUUUAUUUAUAAAAUAAAAUUUAAACAAAUAAAUUAUUUUAUUAGUAAUAUAGUGUUGAUCUCAGAAACACGUCUUAUUGACGCGGUAAAUAAUAACAAACAAAUACCUACCUAAUAAUGGCUAACUAAAUAUGCAUUAUUUAUUAUAUGAAAACCUAAAGGCUUAUAUUUACAUCUAAACUCUAAACAUCUAUUUUUUUCACAUAAAAGUUAGGUCAAACAUCAAAAUUAUUGACCCAAUAAAUUUAUUCGUAACAGACCAUUGUCUCAUGAAUGAAUCACUAAAUUGAUGAAUCAUUCUACCAUAUGUUUACUACACUGCGGUCAAUAGCUUCUACGAAAAAAUGUUCACAAGUUUUUAUAAUUAGAUGCAAAUAGCAAUAAUUGUAGUACAUGAAUCAUUUCAUAAACACAUUUUUUACAAUAAAAAAAAGAAAAAUAUCUUUAUGUAAUGUGGAUUUUUAAUGUGAUAUUUAUUUCACAUAAUUUGCACUAUACUAAAUUUAUGUACUAUGUCUUAAAAUUUUUAUUAUAAAUGUUGUGCAGAAGAAAACAGUCAGAUAUUCAUUAUCUUGACUCGAUAAAUACUAAUAAAGUACUUGGUUUGUUUUACUUUUCAUUAAAUAUUUGUGUUUUCUAGUGGCAUCAUUACGCAGAAUUGUAUUUGAAUAUCCAUUUUUUGCAGGUUUUCAAUUACUAAAAAUAUAAAAGUUACCUAUCGCUAAGAUUUUUUAUUUUUGUAUGUAAUACAGGGACUGAUUUUGUUUGUAUGUACUAUAUCUAUAAAUGGGUGGUCAGACUGGUGCAGGCUGUAAAUACAGUCUUGAAUGUUCCUUGUCCUUUGUCUACCUGUAUCGGUCUGUACCAACCUUAUCUUUGUGUUAUGGCAUGUUGUAAAUAUUUGCUGAAUAAAUAGCCUAUUCAUAGA
Molecule: messenger RNA, 4201 nt
Organism: Amyelois transitella
Lineage: Eukaryota; Metazoa; Arthropoda; Insecta; Lepidoptera; Pyralidae
Product: transmembrane protein 134
Exons: 2
Coding region: 377-871 (164 amino acids)
Source: RefSeq, a predicted model, not a curated record